Molecule: messenger RNA, 3523 nt
Organism: Pelagomonas calceolata
Lineage: Eukaryota; Pelagophyceae; Pelagomonadales; Pelagomonadaceae
Source: the annotation of a GenBank genome assembly
GGGACGAUUACUCGACGGUGCGUCGCUUUAGAUUGCAGUGGAAGCGGGCGAGCAGUCCUCCCAUUGGUGCUCCACGCUUCGAGCUACUCGUUUUCUCGCGUUGAGACGCUGCUGUCGAAAAAACCGCAGCAACGACUGCAGCGCAUUUUGUAGCGCAUUUGCAGCGCGUUCGCAACGCGCGAGCCGCUGCCGACAUGACGGACCACGUCUUCGCCCUCGGCACCGCCACCACCACACCCAUCACACUCAAUGAUGAUGAGGAGGUCCUCGCGGCCACUGCCGACACGAACGACGAGUUAGUACUGGUGACGUCUAGAAGAGUCAUUGUCAUCGCAGACGACGCGCAGCUCAGUUGUGAUUUUGCGGACAGAGCGACGGGCGAAGGGCCACCGAGAGCCUGCGUCGCCAGAAAAGGCGAAAGGAUCGCGGCGUUACUGUGGCGAGGUGAUGAGGAAGGGACGAAGCCCGAGGCGGCCUUUUUUGAAGUGCAAGAAAGAUUACUGAGACGAACGGCGUCGGGCCGCAAAACGUCGGGACGGGUCCCCCGUUGGUUAUUGGCGGCGAAAGGUGCCAAGGGCCACCUCUCCGCGAUCACGCGCUGCGGCGCGUUAGUGCAAUUAUCCUGGCGCGGCAAAUCCGGGGAGAAGGCGAAAGACAUGCGGGUCGUGCCCGCGGCGGUAGGCACGGACUUGCAAGUCUUUGACGCGCGGUCGUCCGACUCUGGCAGGGUCGCGGCGGUCGUGCGGCAACGCUCAGAAAUGCAUAGGAAUGCCGGGGCCUUCGUGGCGCUGCUCGAGCCGGUACGUGCGUCCCGUGUCCUUCGAUAAUUCUUCACUAAGUCAUUUCUUCUCGGUGAUGACGCGGCCGUGCUGGCUCCGUCGAGCGGUUAGAAACCGGCAUCGGCACGCCAUCGAGCAGGCGUCGCGUCGAUGGCGUAGAGGUCGACGCGACGAUUCAGCACGACCGGCUGAUGAAAUCUCACAUGAAUACCAACGCAGGACAAGAAUCGACGAAGGCGCGUCUGCGAGAUGACUUCGCUAAGUUUCGGCGAACCUCGAGGCUGCGACAUCGAGCGGAGCGGGGAACGAGUCGUCGUCGCGUGGGAGCAUGGUGUGACCGUCCACAAUUUUGAUGGAGGCGAGCCGUUACUCGCACGAGUUGUCGAGCGGUGUCACGUGCGGUGGGUGCCCCAUGGCGACGCCUUUGCACUAGCUUCACAGAACGAGUGGCACUUAGUAUCAACGGCGAACGGUACGAUCGCGCGCGGUUCCCUUGAGAAGAUAAAAACUCUAGCCUGCGGCGCGACCCAAGUCUGGGUUUCUGGUGAAGAUGGUGUCACGCGCAUACCCCUCGCCUUUAACGAUGGCAGAACGCCCAUCCUGCGAGGGCGGGACCACGUCGUGUGUGUCAAGGGAAGUGACGCGUGGCCGCGCUGUUCGUUAGAGGCGUUAGGCUUGGCGCCGCCAGCGAGGUGUUGCGCCGUCUCUAGUAAUAGAGUGGCGGUCGCCGGAAGUAGUAAGGGCGCCGCGAUUGCGGAUUUGACGAGUGGCGUCGUAACGGCGUGCUUCCCUAGUGAUCACAUCAUGGAUGUGAUGUGGUGCUUUCCCCUUUUAUUAGCUGUUACUUCCAAAAAUCAGGUCCAAUGCUUUUGCGACGGCGUCCACAUGGCCGUCGACGGCGCUUCGCUGACAGACGUCGCGCGGUGCCUCUGCGCGCGUAAAGAUGGCGACACGUAUCAUGUAGCGUAUUCAUCAACACAAGAUACGGCCAAGGCCUUUAUGUUAAGACCGGGCAAGGUCGUCCAGGGCGAGGACAAGUUUUUUGUUUGUGAGACGCUACCAGAUGAGUUAGUAAUAGGGCCUAGAGGACGGGCAGCUUGGGCCUCGGAUCAAUUGAUUAUCUUGGAUCACGGUAUCGUGAGGACCAACGAGGGCAUCAUCGCGAGGGGUGUGGAAGCAAUAGCCUCCGCGUCGAAAGGCGUGGUACUGUUCAGUGAGCAGCGGACGUGGGCCUGGUUCCCCGGUGAUGUUUUUAUGGAGGAAGAGGAGGUCCAUGACGACGUCGAAGCGGUGGCUCUGGAAGACCUCGAUCCGUUCCGGGCGCACUGCGGCUUCGCCGGCGACGCGCGCGUCGUGGUCCAGGCGCUCCGGCAGAAUGACACAUACGAGCCCAUCGCCCACAUGUCCUGCGCCGAUUUGUUGGGCGCCGUCGUGCGAGCUUGUGUCUCAAGGUGCUCGGCGCGCUUCGCGGCUUCCGUACAACAAGCGGACGUCGGCAUUGCCUUCGACCACUUCGCGGCGGCUGAAAAUCCGUUGGUGGAUGGAGAUAUAAGGGAGGCAUCAAUAGCGUUGGCUGAGGCGUCGGAGGAGGACGUGACGAACGCGCUGGCGAACCACGUCGCCGAGAGCGCCGCGCUCGCUUCACGUGGCGACGCCGAGGCGGCCUUCGCCUCUCGAGCGUUACUGUGGCUCGCUAGGCAUGUCCUGAAGGAGGGCGGCUUACUGAGAGUGGCGUGCCGCGCCGCGCGGCCGCUCGAGCCGGACGAGCUCGAAGCAUUAUUCUUUCAUGGGAGGGCCCUGGCGCCUUCAUCCAGCGCUUUGGACGCCUACGCGCGCUUGGAUGCGCCGCGCGGUCUUUUUACGAGAUGCCUCCACCUCGGAGAGUUAAGUACCGCGGCAGAGUUGCUACCAUUGGUGUCUGCUGGUUUAUAUGAUGACGACGAUGCCGUGAAAGCUAGAAUGGAGAUGCUCGGGGCGUCGCGCGAGUUAUUAUGGCGCACGCUCGGCGGUAGAGAUGAUCAUGCCCAAUUGGAACCGGUCUGGCGCUUCGCCCGGCGGUGCGAAGGCUCGACGGGAGACAAUUCCUACUCGAGAAUCGACGUCACCUUCUGCGACUGGGACGACGCGGACUGGGACGCUCGUACUGCGACGACGGACGAGGUGGCUUGUAGAGCUAUAGCCCGCCAUCUAGCUUGUGCUACACCUUCCUCAAUAAGACGGGCGGCGGAGUGCUGCGUUUCAUUACAAAACUGUGAAGAGGGCUGGCCCGACGCGAUUGCAGUGAGACGUUGCGUCGUGAAAUUUCGGUACCAGCAGGGGUCUGUUCUCAAACAUGUGGUCGCGCAUGCUUUGGAUUCGCUGGUCGCGGCGUUCGGCGAAGAAGUUAUUCUAGGACUCGUGUCGACGAAAGACGUGGAGCGGUUGCAGUCCCAGCGGAAGCUGUGCGAGGCGCUCCUCGCGUUCUGCCACGCGUAUAAGAUAGACGGCUUCCGCGCGGCGCUGUCGGUCGCCCUGGGCGUGCACGCCCAAGGCGUCGCGCCGAAGCUCGCGGCGGCGGUCUACAAGGCGUUCGAGCGGUCCGGGGCGGCGCCGGACGUCGUCAGCCGUGCGGAGCAGGGCUCCGUCUUCGCCGCACACGCGAACCAGCGCUCCUUCUGCGCCUAGUUAUAUGUUAAUAUGUGAUAGUAGUCUUGUUACCAACGGGGAAGGGAAUCUUUUCUUGAAAGCGAGCGAGCGGGGACGGA